Molecule: messenger RNA, 5596 nt
Organism: Myripristis murdjan (pinecone soldierfish)
Lineage: Eukaryota; Metazoa; Chordata; Actinopteri; Holocentriformes; Holocentridae
Product: gamma-aminobutyric acid receptor subunit beta-3-like
Exons: 10
Coding region: 548-2122 (524 amino acids)
Biological process (GO): monoatomic ion transmembrane transport
Cellular component (GO): membrane
Molecular function (GO): GABA-A receptor activity; extracellular ligand-gated monoatomic ion channel activity
Source: RefSeq, a predicted model, not a curated record
CUUCCAUACCUCAGCACACACCAAGGCGCACACUCUCAGCCACGAAGAGGGACACUCACUCCCGCUAAUCACUGGUGGGAUGGAGGGGGGCUAACCAGCGUGGACAUUUUCUAUCUUCCUUCCUUUGCUCGUUCUACGUGUGUGUGUUUUUUCUGCCGUUCCGAGGCUGUUUGUGGAGUGCCGGGAACGAUGCCGGCGCACUCUUGAUUGGACUGCUUGGCCAGAAGGAAAGAAGAGGCAAAGUGAUUUAGACAAUGUGCUGUGGCCGUCUCAGCACCAGCCGAUGACAGCCUGAAAAGUGAGGUGAAUCUGUUGAUUUCGCAGCUGAUUUGUGCGUCACCGCCGCCACCAACAUGCCUCGAUCAGGAGAUCAGCACCACCGCCACGACUUCCUACCUCUGCCUCAUCACUUGGGCCCCCUGAGGUCCCCAUGACUCCAGGCCAGCUGGCCCACGACUACCCCGUCAACUUCCACUGCUGUCGGAAACAUCCGGACACCGGGCGCUGCCGACCCGGGACGACCCGGGACCAUUUUUGCCCUUGAUGCAUGGAUCCCGACAGAACUGGGGGCAGAGGAAUGAGGACGAACAUGUUCCUCUGGUGGAUUUUACUGCUUUUCUCCCAAGGAUUUGUAUUUCAGUGCGUCCGCGGGGAACUUCCGUUCAUCUCGGAGAAUAACGCUGCCAUGCUGGUCAACUGGAAUGCUGUUGACGGAAACAAGAAGUUGUUUGCCAUCUAUGACACAAGCGUCAACGAACCGGGGAACAUGUCCUUUGUGAAAGAGACGGUGGAUAAACUACUGAAGGGAUAUGAUAUUCGACUAAGGCCGGACUUUGGAGGCGCCCCGGUUGCUGUUGGAAUGAGCAUAGACGUGGCGAGCAUAGACAUGGUGUCAGAAGUCAACAUGGACUACACGUUGACCAUGUAUUUCCAGCAGUACUGGAGGGACAAGCGUCUCGCCUAUGUGGGCAUCCCCCUCAACCUGACCCUGGAUAACCGGGUGGCUGACCAGCUUUGGGUCCCUGACACCUACUUCCUCAACGACAAGAAGUCCUUUGUCCACGGAGUCACCGUCAAGAACCGCAUGAUCCGGCUGCACCCAGACGGCACGGUUCUCUACGGCCUCAGGAUCACCACAACAGCAGCCUGCAUGAUGGAUCUGAGGAGGUAUCCCCUGGAUGAACAAAACUGCACUCUGGAGAUAGAAAGCUAUGGCUACACCACGGACGACAUUGAAUUCUACUGGAAGGGAGGAGAGACGGCGGUGACCGGGGUGACGCGCAUCGAAUUGCCUCAGUUCUCCAUUGUCGAUUACAAGUUGGUGUCCAGAAAUGUAGUGUUUUCCACAGGUGCCUAUCCUCGACUGUCCCUGAGCUUCAAGCUGAAGAGGAACAUCGGCUACUUCAUCUUGCAGACCUACAUGCCGUCCAUCCUGAUUACCAUCCUCUCCUGGGUCUCCUUCUGGAUAAACUACGAUGCCUCCGCCGCCAGAGUGGCUCUAGGGAUCACCACGGUGCUGACCAUGACCACCAUCAACACCCACUUGAGAGAGACGCUGCCCAAGAUCCCCUACGUCAAGGCCAUCGACAUGUACCUGAUGGGCUGCUUCGUCAUGGUCUUCCUGGCCCUGCUGGAGUACGCCUUCGUCAACUACAUCUUCUUCGGAAGGGGCCCGCAGAUGCAGAAGAAGCUGGCGGAGAAGGCCGAGAAGGCCAACAACGAGAGGGCAGCCAAGUAUGACUCCGCAAGGGCGGAGCCGCACGGCCACGGGAACAUCCUGCUGACCACCCUGGAGAUCCAUAACGAGGUGGCGGGGAACGAGAUCACCACCAGCGUGGCGGACAUAAGGAACUCUCAGUCCAUGGUGCAGUUGGACAGCACGGCCUCGUCGCACAUCCAGUACCGCAAGCAGAGCGGCGGGAUCGGCCCGCGCUCGGCCAGCCGGCACUCCCUGGACCGGGCCGCCCAGAUGAAGCGCAGCCGUCUGCGGAGGCGGUCUUCCCAGCUGAAAAUCAAAAUCCCCGACCUGACAGAUGUGAAUGCCAUCGACCGCUGGUCACGGAUCAUCUUCCCCUCUGUUUUCUCGCUGUUCAACCUCGUCUACUGGCUCUACUAUGUCUAAUUGGACUGUUUUGUCUAGGUGUUUGUUGUUGUUGUUUGUUUGUUUGAUUUUUUUUUUUUUUUUUUUUUUUUUUUCGGUUUUGAUUUGUUCUCUUUUUUUUUUUUCCUUUUCCGUUGCUUUUUUUACGUAAUGGAAUCUGCCGAGAAAACAGACUGCGACAAUACAGAGGAAAAAAAAAACUGACUCAGAAAGACUACAGAUGCUUGGACCAACUUCUCAUCAAAAUUCUUUUUAUAUCUUUGCAGUCUUUGAAUCCUUCGUACCAAAAUCUUUUUUUUUUGUUUGUUUUGUUUUUCUUUUUUUUUCAUAAGUAUGUACUGUAAUUGGGACUUGUUAAUGUCAUUUCCCAACAUUCGCCCUCUCAGUAAUUUGUAAAUAGAGAGAUGCAGAGCCAGCAAUUGAAUAAACAAUACCGUAUUUGCAAAAAUCAACAAUAGACACGAAAGCACUCAACGAUUUUUUUAAAUCACAAAAAAAAAGACCACCAUUGCGAAAAACGACUAACCUUUAUACAACACAGGCGGUCAGAUAAGUGCAGACAAUUUUAAUUUCAUUAAGCUAAUGUAAUGUAUGUUUUACUGGUACCCUAUGCAGUAAUAAUGCAUGUAAUGAUCAGCCAUAGUGAAAACAAUGAUUCCUUUUUGCCUUGGGUUAUAUUACAUUUUCAGAGUGCAGAUCAGAUGCUCUUUUUCAAAGGAAAACUCCUGUUGAUGUGUAUUUGUGUAUAGUGUUGCUAUUAUAGUUGUUAUUAACUAUAUCAUGUAUUGAUCUGGUGAACCUUUAUUCAAACGUAUUUAUUUGAAGUUGAGGACUUAGUUCUCUCUUUCAGGAUGAUUGUGACUCAGGUUCUGAAUUUUGCUAUUUGGCAUCUUUUCCUCGAAAAAAGAAAAGUGUCAUUCAAAUACCCUUUUGGUAAUUUGAUAAGGGGGGGAAAAAAAAGCACAAAAGUGAAUGAAACUGCCAUUUUUUUUUCACUUCACUCUUUUACCUUCUAGCGACAGUGCUUCGAGUGAUAGCAUGACAGAAUUGCACUCUAUUUCAAAAAAAUCGAUCCGAUUCCUCUAAAGCUGUCUUACUUUCGUUUAAAACAACUGCCAAGGGCCUUGUGGGCGAUACCGUUAUUACUCAAGUCAUGAAAUAUUAUAAUAUUUUUGUACUCUGUGUCUUCAGGUAUUCAUUUUGUUUCCUAACCCGUCUUGCUGAAAACAUAUUUAUGCUCACAUCAAUAUGAGAGAGGUCAAACUUUGAGACUAUUGUGUUGAUAGUGGUACAGUGGAGGGAUGACACGCAUUGUUUGUACAUAAGUACAUAGUUGUGUAUAUAAAUAUAUAUAUACAUAUAUAUAUACUGUGUGUACAACCAAAAAUGAAAAUGACAUAUUCAGCAUUUUGUGAUUGUCAUACUGACUAUUAACUGUCAGACUAUUUAGUGCAAAAAAAAAAAAAAAAAAAGACAUCAAUUAAACAAACCGAGAGGUCAACUCAAACAUAAUCACAUUAGUUUUUGACGUUUCAGACGUUUUUUGUGGGGCACUCUAAAUCCAUUUCUUUUAUCAAACAUCCGACCAUCUUGAGACGCCACUCUAGAUACUGUACAGCGCGCUGCAUCUCAGAGCCGCCGUAUGCCCGGCCAUACAGCGGCGAGCGAUGCAGUAAUGGAUUUCAUCGAUUCCAUCGUGACGGACCAUGACAGAGCAGUACGGCGGUCUGUCGACUAAUAAGCACAUACUAGCAUUGAAUGUAUCAGUUCCAUUCUUCAGGGAGAGGAUAAUGAGCCAUGGUCAUCAUUUCUCCAUCAGAAUCAGAAUGUAAAAUGCCCAGUCUCGUGUUGUGACGCUAAACAGAGGAAAGAGGAGAAAGGGAAGGGGUGGUGAAUGAGUGUGUGCGUGUGUGUAAAUGUGUGUGUGUGUGUGUGUGUGUGUGUAAUAGAGAGACAGCCAGACACGCUUGGAAGCGGAUAAGGAGCGCCUGAGAGAGGAAGGGCGUGGGUAGACUCAUUUCUUUUCUGUGCUGCUUGCUCGACGAUGAACAAAUGUCAAAAUAUGAUAAUUUUGUGAUGAAAAUGACUCUCCUGUUUGACUCUUACUAUGACGAAACUGUGCCAUUCCACCGUAGGUCGCAGAGCAAUCAGCCAGGUGCAACUUAUGGACGACGAUGUAAAUCUGAAGCAUUCUCUUGUUCAAUCGUAGUUACAUGAUGCACAUCCACUAUUCAUGCAUGUACAUGAAUACAUGUAGAGAAGAAAAAAAAAAAUAUUUUGCUACUUGAUGACAGUGCGUUUCGGUGUGACUGUGAGAAUGCCAGUGCUUCAUAAUGCUGGUCUAUACAAGAGCCAUGAAUAGUCAGAGUUGGGAUCAAUUCACCUUUAACUCCAUUUCCAGUUCCAUUCAGGAAGUUUCAGGAGUUUUUAUCGGGAAAAAAUAUGAGUAAAUUGCAAAGUUUUAUGACGCAGAAUGCUUCUUGUGUCCAAUCUGACUCAUGACUAACUAAGAACUGAAUGUAUUGUUGUAUCACAGCUGCAAUUUACUCUCUCUCUCUUUGCGCUUACGGGGAAGGAAUUGACCUCAACCCUGAUUAAUAUACGACUCAAGUUUAUUCCACAUCCAAGUGACCGCAAGUCCCUUUCUGGUUUCCAGUCCCGUUUUCUACUGUGUAGAUGGGGCUAAGUGUAGAUCUGGCCUGGGUCCCAUAUGAAAGACAUCUGUACUUACAGAUGAGUGUUAAAUACCAAUGAAAUGAUAUCUAUUACUCUGAGUGGUUGUUUUUUUUCUUUUUUUUAUUUGUUUUUUUGUUUUUUGUUUUAUUUUUUUGGACUGACCCAUGAAUAAGCCAAGACAUGUCUCUCUAGAGGACGUCUUGCCUUCGGGGACGCAACCCUUGGUGUUUUGCGCGCAAAGCAGUGUUUCACGGUUUCAUGCAUUCGAGGUGAAGAGUGGCGGUGUGCUGUUACUGUAACAAAACAGAGAGCCAGUUAAUCCCAAAGAUGUUUAAAACUGCUCUAUGUAGUUUUCCAACCCGUGAAAUGUCAAAACAGUCAAGGAUAGCGCUCCAGUGCUUUUUAAAUGAAGCAUUAUGAUGAGAAAAGUGGAUCCCUGGGAAUGUGAAGCCAGAGAGUCGCUGUUUUAUUGUGGUGGCUCUAGUUUCUGACCACAUUUACAAUGCAAAGAAACAUCUAGACUUAUCCCAUUUUUUCGGAUAUGAAGUAUGUGUUUACAAACGAUUACGGAAUCAGUCAGUUUUAUUAAAAAAAAAACUACAUAGUGCAGUUUGAAAGCGCAAGAGAGGCAAAUGUGUACUUCUUUAUCAUGCAUGCAACCACAAUUUGUUCCCGGUAAAAUAAUAACAAUAAUAAUAAUAAUAACGAUUUUUUUUUAUUGAAAAAAAUGUAUUUUGCAAACUCAUUUAUCCAUAAGAGCUGCCAACUGCUCGUUUUAGAGAUGACAACAUGCCAAGUGAGCCUACUUUAAAAUGAAAA